GUCCGAAGAAUCAUCGCACGCGUUCGGUUGUCGUGCCGUACUAAAUCAAAGAAGAGCAGGAAUCGCUCGAUAUUUUCAUUACGUGUUUGUUUGUCGUGAAAGAAAACUUCAUUCCUGCGGAACCGCGGCGGAAAUGUUCCUGGCUCGGGUGUGUUGUUUGCGGAGUGUCCUCCGCAGCAGGAACCUGCUUGUUCCGCCUGCGGGUGCGAGUCCGUCGAAAAGUCGAGUGAUUUCUUCGGUGGUUCGAUUUCCACCGCUGGGUCAGCAGCCGUUCCCCCCUGCGGUUGGCCAGCGAUCGACUUCAUCCGACGAAGGAUUCCAGAUAGCCGAUGAAAGUAUACAAAAGUACCUGGAGAACAUCCGGUUGGAGUACUACGCGCUGAAGGUGUCCGACCAGCUGGACAAGAAGGACAUCAAACGGAUGGCACUGCUGUCGCAUGUGGUCGAGAUGUACGAGCAGAGGCGCAUCAUCGUGGACAACCUGAGCUCGCUGCAGGAGAUGAGCUCCGAGAAGGACGAAGACAUGCUGCAGCUGAUGCGGGAGGAAAAGGAGGCAUACACCAACAUUCUCCGAAAGUUGGAUGGCGAAAUCAUGGAUGGAAUCCUGAAAAUGGACGACGAAGAUGAUUUCAACACGCUUAUUCUGGAAGUUGCCGCUGGAGUAGGCGGUCAGGAAGCGAUGCUGUUCACCCGAGAGCUAUUCGACAUGUACUGCGGCUUCAUCGAUUACAAAGGAUGGGAAACGGAAGUUAUCGAAACGGAGGACACCGAGUUGGGAGGAAUUCGGCACGCUUCGAUUGUGGUGCAUGGACGGGAUGCCUAUCGGUAUCUAAAAUUUGAAGCUGGCGUUCAUCGGGUGCAGCGGGUUCCGACCACGGAAAAGUCCGCCCGGAUACAUACCAGCACCGCGACGGUUUCGGUUAUUCCACGGCCGGACGAAUUCGAAAUCGAGCUCAAAGACAAAGACCUGAAGAUUGAGACCAAGCGGGCUAGUGGAGCUGGAGGUCAGCACGUGAACACUACUGAUAGCGCAGUUCGAAUAGUCCACCUUCCGACCGGGGUGGCCGUGGAGUGUCAAACAGAACGGUCCCAAGUCAAGAAUAAGGAAAUUGCCAAACAGAAACUUCUGGCCAAACUCACCCAGCAGGAACUGGAGAGCAAGUUCACCGCAGCAAAUUCGAUGAAGAAGUCCCAAGUGGGGUCUAGCUUGAGGAACGAGAAAAUCCGUACUUACAACUACAACCAAGAUCGCAUCACCGACCAUAGAGUUGACGGUGGAACUACGCACAAUUUAAAAGCGUUCCUCGAAGGUGGACCCCAGUUGGAAGAUAUGAUUGCGAAACUGCAAGCCAUGCACCGGAAGAAGCAGUUGAUGGAAAUUAUUAACAGCACCAUAGAAACUAAGUAGAGCAAUAGUAAAUGUAUAGUUGUGAUUCAGAUAAAAAAUUCCUUCAUUAAAACAAUUCAAACAAUCCAUUGUUAAUCAGUUGAAAAA
Aedes albopictus (Asian tiger mosquito) is the source of this 1495-nucleotide messenger RNA. RefSeq names its product peptide chain release factor 1-like, mitochondrial (gene mRF1). NCBI's taxonomy places the organism in Eukaryota, Metazoa, Arthropoda, Insecta, Diptera, Culicidae. Gene Ontology annotation, molecular function: translation release factor activity. The coding region runs from base 134 to 1408 and encodes 424 amino acids. Gene Ontology annotation, biological process: translational termination. The record is from RefSeq and is a predicted model, not a curated record. The transcript is spliced from 2 exons.